UUCACAAUACCUAAGUUUAACUAUUCAUCGGGCACAGACCUAAUUUGUAUUCUCAACUUGUCGCAAGAGUUUAUGUUUGCUCGAAAUGGUUCUACCUUCAAGAAAUCUUGUUCCCGUCGAGAAUGGGCCCCAUUACUUCGUAUGAUUUCAUAGUUUACAUUCACAAUAGACAGAUUUCAUCUACUCCUCCUACUUUAGAAGCUUAUAAUGACAGAAAGGAAUCUCAGAUUUCCAACAUUUCUACAUAUAAUCAAGAUAAAAUCUUACUAACUAAAAGGAUUUUAAAUCUUUCAUCAAGAAAACAGAUUGAUCAGGCCAGAAAUAUUUUUGAUGGGUUUUGUGUAAAGAUACUGUUGUUUGGAAUGCAUUGAUAAAAGGGUAUAUGAAGAAUCACAUGGUUGAUCAUGCACCAUAACUGUUCGUUGAAAUGCCUGACAGAAAUAUUGUUUCUUGGAAUACUAUGAUUAUUUGGUAUAGUAGAGGAAACUUAAUUCAAAUUGCAUUGAAAUCAUUCAUUUGUAUGCCCGGUAAAGAUGUUUUUAGUUAUACAGCAAUGAUCACUGGACUUUGUAUGGUGUCUUGUGUUAGUGAUGCUUGGCGUUUGUUUAUAGAAAUGCCGGAUCAUAAUGCGGCUUCAUGGGCUGCAAUCAUCUCUGGUUAUCAGCAGAAUGGGUUGGCAGCUGAAACAUUGAAUCUGUUUAAGGAAAUGUUGGCAGCUAAUGUUGAACCCAAUUGUUAUUCAUUUACUACUGUUUUGAGUGCUUCAGCAGAAUUAGCAUUGCUGUCAGUGAGUAAACAGCUUUACUUACAACUUCUUAAAAGAGGGUAUGAGCAGAAUUCCCAUAUAGGGAAUUCUGUUCUUUCUACAUUCAUGAAAUGUGGUAGUCUCGAGGAUGCAAAGUGUGUUUUCGAGAGUUUACAUAAUCGGAAUAUUGUUAGUUGGAAUUGUAUGAUUACUGGUUAUGCUCAACAAGGGGAUGGCUUAAGAGCAAUCAUGACAUUCCAUCAGAUGCAGAAAUGUCGCAUUUCACCUGAUCGAAUAAGUUUUCUUGGAGUUCUUAUGGGGUGUUGCCACCAUGGUUUGGUCAGAGAAGGAGAGGAAUAUUUUCAAAGUAUGACUAAUGAUUAUGGGAUUUUUCCUGGGUGUGAGCAUUAUGCUUGCUUGACAGAUCUUUUUGCGCGUGCUGGGCUACUCAAAAAGGCACAUAAGGUUGUCAUGGAAAUGCCUUUUAAACCUACACCUGUGUUUUGGCGAUCAAUUCUAAAUGGAUGUAGGAUUUGGAAAUGUCCCGAGUUGGGUGUUUAUGCAGCUAAUCAACUUUCAAGAUUCGAGCCUUCUGAAUCAUGGACUUCUCCCUUUGUUCGUGAUUCUGGCAAACUAAAUGACCUACCUUUCUUAAGGACGCUGAAAAAGGAGCCAGAAACCAGAAAGCAGAUGGGCUGUAGCUGGGUGGAGAUUCAGGGGAGGACUUAUUUGUUCACAUCUAGAGAUGAAACCCAUUUGGAAACAUAUGAAAUUUAUGAAAUGAAUGACCUAUUGAUCUACGAAAGCCUAGGGAAUUUCAGAGUUCGUAAUUAUGAGCUAACUUAUUACGAAGAAUGAAAAAAGACCAUCUUUUGCUCCUAAUAGCUUCAUGUAAUGUGCCAACACUUGAUAUGUUGACAAGUCGACAUCAUGAUCUCAUGCCGAUCUUUUAAGAGCGUGUUUAUACUUUUCUGACCCCUGAAAGUGGCUUUGGAUUUGUACUUGGACUUGACAGAGUUUUGUUUACACUUACUCCAACCCGCAUGGAUGGGAAAUUGGGCUAAUUGCUCCUGAUUAGCAACUGCAAUUGUUCUUCUGUGAUCAAACUAAGUAGUACUACCGUCUAUCUGAUGAGGCCGUAGUAUAUUACCAUUUUCCCCCUUCUCGAUUAGGUUCCCAAAUUGGUUUAAGAUGCUUUUACCCAAGAUUAGAACACGGACACUGAUAACAAUUAGGGCACUUCUGAUCUAAGGGAAGUUUAAGGAAGAAACUUUUGAUUCUUGGUUAAGCUAGGAAUGGUCUUGACUAUGUUGAAGAUCAAUUUCUCAAGACAAAUAAUAUUGCUGGUGUUUCUACUAGAAUGCAGCAAGAUUCUGCUAAUGUGCACAAACCUAUGACUUUGAGGAGGGAUGGAAGACGACAAGUGCUAGAGCUGUGCAACUGGUCGGAGGCCCUUAUCCAACCCUUAAUUUCAAGGGUUUAAAAAGGGCCGGGUUGAAAAUGAAACGGAUUAUAAACGGGCUUUAGUGAUGCGGGUUGGAUAAGGGCUGUAAUGAGGGUUCACAAAGGGCCAUAAGGAGGGUCGUCAUAGCGAAUGAAUGGCUGUUGAAGAAAAGAUUAAUGGUGGUGUCUUAGACUUCAUAAUAAAGCCAAAUUAUGGCAUCGUAGUAUUGGUUCUUGUCUCAGUUUGAAUACAUGUUGUUUUUUAAAAAAAAACUUGUGCUCAAUUCUCGUUGCAUUUCUCCCUUAACUCUCUUCUUUCCUUAGCCUAACAAAAAAAAACGAAUUACAAUUCUUGCUUUAUAGUAGGUUUAAGAUUUGUUGUAAUUUAUUUGAAUGCAAAGGUUGGUAAUGAUCAUUUUUUCUGCACAAUUUAUCCUAUUGUUAAACAAAUAGAUGUGUAUUUUUUGAAGGUUUAAUGGAUACCCGAGCGUAGAGUCAACCUUAUAACUGAAUUUUCGACUUUAAAAUCAUGUAAAAUUCAUUGUGGACGUAAGACCCAAUUUCAAACUGAUCCUAUACACCUGACCAAAAUCGACCUGAUAGUUC
Amaranthus tricolor (Joseph's coat) is the source of this 2794-nucleotide messenger RNA. RefSeq names its product pentatricopeptide repeat-containing protein At4g02750-like. Gene Ontology annotation, molecular function: RNA binding; protein binding. The record is from RefSeq and is a predicted model, not a curated record. Lineage: Eukaryota; Viridiplantae; Streptophyta; Magnoliopsida; Caryophyllales; Amaranthaceae. Gene Ontology annotation, biological process: RNA modification. The transcript is spliced from 3 exons. The coding region runs from base 428 to 1603 and encodes 391 amino acids.